This is a messenger RNA of Castor canadensis (American beaver), 3363 nucleotides long. The record is from RefSeq and is a predicted model, not a curated record. NCBI's taxonomy places the organism in Eukaryota, Metazoa, Chordata, Mammalia, Rodentia, Castoridae.
GGGAGGGGGUUGGGAGCUGUGGGGGCUGAUGAACCCAGGCCCUCCCACUGCACUGGACGCCAUGGGGCUGGGGCUGCUGCUCCCAGUUCUGCUGUUCUGGACUCGGGGGACCGAGGGAUCCAUGCUGAACCCCAAUGGGCAGCAUGUCUGCACCAGCAGCAGCCCCUCUGAUGAGCUCCAGUGCUGCCCAGGCUGGAGGCAGAAAGAUCAAGAAUGCACCAUCCCCAUCUGUGAGGGACUGGACACCUGCCGGAAAGAUGAAGUAUGUGUGAAGCCAGGCCUCUGUCGAUGCAAACCUGGAUUCUUUGGGGCCCACUGCAGCUCCCGCUGCCCCGGCCAGUACUGGGGUCCUGACUGCCGUGAGACCUGCCCCUGUCACCCGCAUGGACAGUGCGAGCCAGCCACCGGUGUGUGCCAAUGCCAAGCUGACCGCUGGGGCCCUCUCUGUGAGUUCUUGUGCACCUGCGGCCCCCACGGGCGUUGUGAACCCGCUAAGGGCACAUGUCUCUGUGACCCAGGCUGGUGGUCAUCCACGUGUCGCCGCUCAUGCCAGUGCAAGCCAGGAACAAGCUGUGACCCAGACACGGGCGCCUGCCUGUGCCCUUCAGGCUGGUGGGGCCGCCGCUGCAGCUUCCGCUGCUCCUGCCACACCUCGCCUUGCGUGCAGGACUCCGGUCGCUGCAUAUGCCUGGAGGGCUGGUGGGGCCCUGAGUGCAAGCGGCGGUGUGAGUGCAUACGAGGCCACUGCAAUGUCGCUUCUGGCCAGUGCGCCUGCCCACCUGGCUUCCAAGGUGUGCACUGUGAGCUGCCCUGCAAUCCGGGCCGCUAUGGGGCACAGUGCAGCGAAAGUUGUGGCCAUUGCAAGCCGAAUACAAUGUGCUCUCCAGUCACAGGCAGCUGUGAGUCCUGCAAGCCAGGCUGGAAUGGAACACUGUGCAAGCAGCGAUGCUCACCUGGUACCUUUGGCGAGAGUUGCAGCCAGCAGUGCCCCCGCUGCCGGCUUGGGGAGCCAUGCCAGACAGAAACCGGGCACUGUCAGAGCUGUGACCCUGGUUGGCUGGGGCCCAGGUGUGAAGACCCCUGCCCAACUGGCACCUUUGGGGAGGGCUGCGGCUCUACCUGCCCCACCUGUCUUCAGGGAACUUGUGAUGCUGUGACAGGGGAGUGUGUCUGCAAUGCUGGCUACUGGGGGACCAGCUGCAACAGUUCCUGCCCUCCUGGCUUCCAUGGAAACAAUUGUUCUCUGCCCUGCCGAUGUGCCGAGGGACUCUGCCACCCGGUCUCUGGUCUUGCCAACUGGUAAGGCCCUCAUGGCAAGAGUGCCCUCAUUGCAGGCAUCCUUGUGCCUCUGCUGCUGCUCCUCCUGGGCAUCGCCUGCUGUGUCUACUGCCGCUGGACCACUCGGUUGGACCCCAAGGACAGGCCAACAAGAGAUGACCCUGCCUUGUCCAGGAUGAAGCAGCAGGUCUGGGGAGCACUGAGCAGCCUGGGCUCUGCGCUGUCCUGUGGCUCUCUCAGCAACUACAGGCUUCCCUGGGUGACAGUCUCUCACCAUGACCCGGAGGUCCCCUUCAACCACAGUUUCAUUGAGCCGCCCUCUGCCGCCUGGGCCUCUGAUGAUUCCUUCUCUUCUGAUCCUGAGUCUGGAGCAGAGGACGAGGGUCACACCUACUUCGUGCCACCCCAAGAAGGGAUGGUCCUCAUGACCCAAGCAGAGUCACCAGAGGUCAGCCUGGCUGGAGGCUCCUUCUCUCCCCCUGAGGAUGCCUCCACACCAUUCCCUAUCCCACGCACGUCCAGCCUGGCACGGGCCAAGCGGCCAUCGGUCUCCUUUGCUGAAGGCACCAAGUUUGCACCACAGAGCUGUCGAAGUUCAGGGGAGCUCUCCAGUCCAAUUCGAAAGCCCAAGAGGCUCUCCAAGGGGGCCCAGCCACGGCAUGAGGGCCAGGAGCCUGAGGACUCCGCAGGCCCAGAGCAAGCAAAAAUGGAGGGGGCGUCUCCUACUGCUGCCAACCCUGGAGAUGCUAGCUGCCACCAAGUCCCUCCUUGUGGCCAGAAAGCAGCUGAGCGUGUGGAAAUCAUCAAUGGCAGUGUCCAGGAGAACCCUGGCGCUGUAGCCACAAUCUACAUGUUGGCAGGGAAGCCCCAGAAAUCUGAGGGUCCUGGCCGGUCUGUUUUCCACCGUUUUGGUAACUUCCAGAAAGGCCUGGCAGAACCAGGCAGGAAGAGUGCCUUCCCUAAGCCUUUACUCCGAGCCCUGGGUCAGAACAAGGGCAAUCUGAGUCCUGGCUUAGCCUCCAAUGACAAGUUCAUGGAGGUCAUGGGAGUUAGGCCAGGGGAAAUGUCCAGGGGUCUGGGGGAUGGUAUUGAGGGCACAGGGAGGAUCCAGGAGCAGAUCUCUGGGAACAGUCCCCCAGAACAGGAGCUCCAGAAGCAAGCUGAAGAGGAGGGGCAGGAAGAGCCCCUGUAUGAGAAUGUCGUGCUCAUGUCCGGGCCGCCACAGCACUGAGGACCUUGAAUUUGUGGGGAAACCUAUGGAUGGGGUGCAGAGGGGAUGGUGAGAGCACCAGAACUGUCCAUGGGCCAGAUUGUACUUUGUGUUGGAAAAUGAUCCUGGGGCCAGAAAAGACAUACCAGAGCCUCUGCUCUGGAAGAGGCUAGGGUUAGAGGCCAGCUGGCUGCGGGCCCUGGCAGUACCCCCAGAGCCUGUCUGGAAGGCCUGGGCAGAGACCCUGCAGGACGGUGCCAGGAAGAGGAGGGAAGAGAUGUCUGCAGGGACUUUUUGUCUGCUGCCCUGGAUCCUGCCCCAAAGAACUGUGUCUUUCCUUCAUUUGCAAAAUAUUUUCCUGACAUGGGAAACAACCUAAAUGUUUAAGCGAAUAUUUCCCAUGAUCUGUUGCAAUACCGCCACUAAAAAUCAUGUCGUGCAAAACAUUUAAUCAUGAGAGAAUGCUCAUGCUAGGCUGAGUGUGUAAAAACUUGCAGAGCUGGAGGUGUGGCUCAAGUGCCAGAGCAAGCUCAGGCCCUGAGAUCAAACCCCAGAACCGACAAAAAUGAACAAACAAAAAAAGUAAGUUACAAAUUAGGGAACAGUACAGUGCCAUUCUUUUCUUAGUUAUCAUUUUCUUUUUUUCUAGUGCUGGGCAUUGAACCCGGGGCUUCAGGAUGCUAAGCAAGCGCUCUACUUCUGAGCUACACCACCAACUCCCCUUCCAUUGUUUUCUUUUUAAAAACUUUAUUUCUUUUAAUCUCAGGAUACACAUUUGGAAUUCUCCCUUUUUGUGUAUGUCUAGUGACUGUUUUAUGAAUUGUUUUUAAAAAGGAUGUGCAUAAAAAAGAUUCAAAGGAAAAGCAUCCAAUUGU